Molecule: messenger RNA, 1080 nt
Organism: Equus quagga
Lineage: Eukaryota; Metazoa; Chordata; Mammalia; Perissodactyla; Equidae
Product: olfactory receptor 2AE1-like
Exons: 2
Coding region: 1-1080 (359 amino acids)
Biological process (GO): G protein-coupled receptor signaling pathway
Cellular component (GO): membrane
Molecular function (GO): olfactory receptor activity; G protein-coupled receptor activity
Source: RefSeq, a predicted model, not a curated record
AUGGCAUCUGAUCUGCUGAUUCUCCUCAUCCGUGGGAAGCAGCAGGUGGGCCUGCAAUUGUUCUGCCUUCCCCUGGGUCCUCCUUUAGUGCCUCUGACUUCCAGGCCAGGGACAGAGAAAGGGGAGAUAAGGCAGAGGAAUCAGACCUCUCCAGUAGACUUCAUCCUUGAAGGGCUCUUUGAUGACUCCCUCACUCACCUCUUUCUUUUCAUCUUGACCAUGGUGGUCUUCCUGAUUGCGGCGAGUGACAACAUCCUCACCAUUCUCCUCAUCUGUGCAGAUUCCCAGCUUCAUACACCCAUGUACUUCCUGCUCAGCCAGCUCUCCCUCAUGGAUCGGAUGCAUGUCUCCACAACCAUCCCCAAGAUGGCUACCAACUACCUAUCUGGCAAGAAGUCCAUCUCCUUUGUGGGCUGUGCCACCCAGCACUUCCUCUAUUUGUCUGUGGCUGGUGCUGAGUGUCUUCUCCUAGCUCUGAUGUCCUAUGACCGCUAUGUUGCCAUUUGUCAUCCACUGCAUUACACUGUUCUCAUGAACAGAAAGGUGGGACUUAUGAUGGCUCUUGUGUCAUGGUUGGGGGCAUCCAUAAAUUCCCUAAUUCACACGGUGAUCUUGACGCAGUUCCCUUUCUGUGGGCCUCAAAAAAUCCACUUCUACUGUGAGUUUCCAGCUGUUGUGAAGUUGGUACGUGGAGACAUCACUGUCUAUGAGACCACAGUGUUCAUCAGCAGUGUCCUACUUCUCCUCCUCCACAUCUUGCUGGUUUCUACAUCCUAUGCCUUCAUCCUCCACAGCAUCAUUCAGAUGCGUGCAGCUGGGAGUAAGAGAAAUGCCUUUGCCACUUGUAGCUCUCACCUCACUGUGGUUUCCCUCUGGUUUGGUGCCUGCAUGUUCUCAUAUAUGAGGCCCAGGUCCCAGUGCACUCCAUUGCAAGACAAAGUUGGUUCUGUUUUCUAUAGCAUCAUUACUCCCACACUGAAUCCUUUGAUUUAUACUCUCCGGAAUAAGGACGUAGCUAAGGCUCUGAGGAGAGUGCUGGGGAGAGAUAUCACUCAAAGACAGCAAUUGGAGUUGCCCUGA